Molecule: messenger RNA, 1873 nt
Organism: Zea mays
Lineage: Eukaryota; Viridiplantae; Streptophyta; Magnoliopsida; Poales; Poaceae
Exons: 11
Coding region: 317-1351 (344 amino acids)
Source: RefSeq, a predicted model, not a curated record
UAGAAACAUGUUGCGACCAGAGACAAAUGCGUGCUCCUAUAUAGUACUAUUCUGUAAAAAGAAAAAAACUGUUUCAGUCUAGGGACCUAAUCAUAAAAAUCGAAGACGUUUGAUUCCCGCACCACGAGUCCACGGCACAAGGAAAUGAAACAAUCCACGCGGAACGCCGCCGCCGCCAUUCCCAUGGUUUUCCAUGCUCGGUUGCGAGCCAGCAAUUCCAUUUCAGUGUCCUCCCUCGUCUCGAGACCUUGCCCCAUCCAGCCCAACGCUCCGUCCAUCAACUGAAUAGCUUGGCGGUGUAACCCUGUCGUGUGCGAUGAGCUCCUCGCCGUUGAUCACCGCCGCGGCGUCGGCUGCCGUGGUGGCGCUGGCUGUCGCCAACCGCGUGCUCUACAAGCUCGCGCUUGUGCCUCUCAAGGCGUACCCUUUCUUCCUCGCCCAGCUCACCACCUUCGGGUACGUUGCCGUGUACUUCUCGAUGCUCUACACGAGGUACCGCACUGGGUUGGUGACUAGAGACAUGCUGGCGCUCCCCAAGCACCGGUUCGUCGCUAUCGGUUUGCUGGAGGCACUUGGAGUCUUUGCUGGCAUGUCUGCUGGAGCUAUGCUACCAGGGCCUGCGAUUCCUAUACUGUCCCAGUCAUUCUUGGUCUGGCAGCUUAUCUUCUCUGCCCUGCUUUUAGGGAGGACAUAUUCGGCCAGACAAGUCAUUGGUUGCUUCCUAGUAGUUUCUGGUGUGAUUCUUGCUGUUGCAAGUGGAGCGGAUGAUGGCCAGCUUCUUUCAGAUGUAAAGUUAAUUUGGCCAGCACUCAUGAUCGCUUCAUCAGCAUUUCACGCUGGUGCAUCUAUUCUGAAGGAAGCUGUUUUCAUUGAUGGUGCAAAACGUCUUAAGGGGAAGCGGCCAGACAUAUUUGUGGUCAAUUCAUUUGGAUCUGGAUUUCAGGCUGUUUUUGUCUUUCUUCUUCUUCCAUUCCUUUCUAAUUUGAGGGGAAUUAAGUUUGCUGAGCUUCCUGCUUAUUUAAAUGGUGGUGCUGAGUGCUUCUUAAAUGUCGCAGAAAGUCCAAUCGACUGCGGAGGAGCUCCAUUCCUGCCUUUGCUGUUUAUAGUGGUGAAUAUGGCAUUCAAUGUCUCUCUCCUCAAUUUGGUGAAGAUGUCAUCUGCCAUUGUGGCUUCACUUACAGCAACAUCAGCAGUGCCAAUAUCGAUCUAUAUUCUUUCACUUCCUUUGCCCUACAUCCCUCAUGGCACGGAAUUAAGCACGUCUUUCAUCAUUGGUGCCGUGAUAUUGCUGAUGGGCCUGAUUCUGUAUAACCUUCCUCAAUCGUCACUGAAACAAUUGAAGGCUGAUUGAAGGCGAUAAAGCACCCUAGACUGUCAGGGAUUAGGUUUUAGUGGCGGCGACGGUUCCUCGACCGUGCGAGCGGCGGCGAUCUCAGGGGCGAGUGAGGGCAGGGGCUCCCCCCGAGGCGCGUGAUCGGCGGCGGCAACGCUCCCCCGGAUCGAGCGACGGCGAUGCCCUCGAGGCGGAUGAGCAGCGACGCACCCUAGGUUCGGUGGUGACGGUGGUUGCAUGAAGCGCGGUAGGCUUCGACAGUAGCGGUGGCAUCCAUGAGAGACAUGGGUGGCUUCGGCGGUGGCGCGAGGCGUGGUUGUCUCCGGUGAUGGCGUCUGGCGUCCUUCGAUGACCAACUCCUUCGAUUCGGUGGUGUUCUCCGACGACAACCUCCUCCAAUCCUUUGUUUACGCAUGCAGUUGUUGGUUGAACCCACACAAUUUUUUUUCAUUAAUUAUGAUGUACGAUGUAUAUAUUUAUGCAACUUUCUUUAACGAUUUAUGCUUCGCGCGGUAUGAGCCAUCCAACUUUUUGCGUGUA